GAAUGUUAAUUUUCAAUUUAUCAUAGUUACCAUUGAUACAAAUUCCUUAACUGCCAGAAACCACUUUGUAAAUAAAGUUCGAAAUUUCAAACCCUUUAAAUAUCAAACCAUAACCCCCAAACUUUCAUUUCUUUACCAUCAGGCUGUUAUCUUUUCCGAAAACAAAAUGGAGGAAACUGACCAUGGAAUUGGCAUUAAAGUUUACACUGCAACACCACCACAUGAGAACCCUACACCAAUCUCCUCCCUCCCUCGCCUGCCUUCGGAACCCGGCCGCAAGAGGAGAGUCGUCGCCAAAGGGGUUCAAAAAACCAUAUCCAAAACUUCCAUGCUAGUCAACUUUCUACCAACAGGCACCCUUUUAACUUUCGAAUUGGUUCUGCCUUCUGUUUACCGUCACGGUGUUUGCACCCAUGUUACCACCAUGAUGAUUUACUCCCUCUUAGGCCUUUGCGCGGCAUCUUGUUUCUUCUUCCAUUUCACCGAUAGUUUCCGAGGUCCCGACGGGACAGUUUACUACGGUUUUGUCACGCCCAAUGGAUUGGCCCUUUUCAAGCCUGGGCUAGAAGUCGAGUCUCCGAAAGAUGAAAAGUACAAGGUAGGACUUACUGAUUUUGUUCAUGCUGUCAUGUCGGUGUUGGUAUUUAUGGCGAUCGCUUUCUCGGAUCAUAGAGUUACCAACUGUGUUUUCCCAGGACACGAGAAGGAGAUGGAUCAAGUCAUGGAAGGUUUCCCAUUGAUGGUGGGGAUUAUUUGCAGUGGCUUGUUUCUUGUGUUUCCCAAAACCAGAUUUGGUGUUGGUUGCUUGGCUGCUUGA
Hibiscus syriacus is the source of this 817-nucleotide messenger RNA. Its product is annotated as protein DMP9-like. Gene Ontology annotation, biological process: endomembrane system organization. The transcript has a single exon. Bases 167 to 817 code for a protein of 216 amino acids. Lineage: Eukaryota; Viridiplantae; Streptophyta; Magnoliopsida; Malvales; Malvaceae. The record is from RefSeq and is a predicted model, not a curated record.